AUGCAUAUCCUCUCAACCGCAACCCUCAUAGUCACCUCACUCGCCACCCUCGUCGUCGCAAUACCAAUACCUAUCAGUACUACCAGCGACGGUAUUAGUAACACCCCCAAUGCGGGAGGAGUACAACAAGGGUCUAUGAGCAGACGGAGUACGACUACUACUACUGGCGGUAGUAGUAGGGAGAUGAAUAUUAAGGUUAAUAUCAAACGGUCGGAUCAAGAUAGUCGUGUUAGAUUGGAUACGAGGGCGUUUUUGGAGACUUUUUCUGGGG
Messenger RNA from Orbilia oligospora ATCC 24927, 271 nucleotides. RefSeq lists its product as uncharacterized. The annotation marks the transcript as partial. The record is from RefSeq and is a predicted model, not a curated record. Lineage: Eukaryota; Fungi; Ascomycota; Orbiliomycetes; Orbiliales; Orbiliaceae. The transcript has a single exon.